ACAAUUAGUAGGCCUGCGUCUUGUGACCGUAGCGUACGUGUAGGUAUGUACGGCAGGACCAAAUCGUAAAGAUAGGUAGGAGCAAGCCCAUGUAAUGCUUUGUAGGUUAGCAGUAAAACUUUGAAAUCAGCCCUUGCCUUAACAGGAAGCCAGUGUAGGGAGGCUAGCACUGGAGUAAUAUGAUACAUUUUUUGGGUUCUAGUCAGGAUUCUAGCAGCCGUAUUUACCACUAACUGAAGUUUAUUUAGUGCUUUUUCGGGUAGCCGGAAAGUAGAGCAUUGCAGUAGUCUAUCCUAGAAGUAACAAAAGCAUGGAUUAAUUUUUCUGCAAUAUUUUUGGACAGAAAGUUUCAGAUUUUUGCAAUGUUACGUAGAUGGAAAAAAGCUGUCCUUGAAACAGUCUUGAUAUGUUUGUCAAAAGAGAGAUUAGGGUUCAGAGUAACGCCAAGGUCCUUCACAGUUUUGUUUGAGACGACUGUACAACCAUCAAGAUUAAUUGUCAGAUUCAACAGGAGAUCUCUUUGUUUCUUGGGACCUAGAACAAGCAUCUCUGUUUUGUCCGAGUUUAAAAGUAGAAAGUUUGCAGCCAUCCACUUCCUUAUGUCUGAAACACAGGCUUCUAGCGAGGGCAAUUUUGGGGCUUCAUCAUGUUUCAUUGAAAUGUACACCUGUGUGUCAUCCGCAUAGCAGUGAAAGUUAACAUUAUGUUUUCAAAUGACAUCCCCAAGAGGUAAAAUAUAUAGUGAAAACAAUAGUGGUCCUAAAAUGGAUCCUUGAGGAACACCGAAAUCAUUCACAGAGACAAAGUGAUAUCUUUUCAACAGAUAGAAUCUACACCAGGCCAGAACUUGUCCGUGUAGACCAAUUUGGGUUUCCAAUCUCUCCAAAAGAAUGUGGUGAUCGAUGGUAUCAAAAGUAGCACUAAGGUCUAGGAGCACGAGGACAGAUGCAGAGCCUCGGUCUGACCCCAUUAAAGGUAAUUUACCACCUUCACAAGUGCAGUCUCAGUGCUAUGAUGGGGUCUAAAACCAGAAUGAAGCAUUUCGUAUACAUUGUUUGUCUUCAGGAAGGCAGUGAGUUGCUGCGCAACAGCUUUUUCAAUUUUUUUUGAGAGGAAUGGAAGAUUCGAUAUAGGCCGAUAGUUUUUAAAUAUUUUUUGGGUCAAGGUUUGGCUUUUUCAAGAGAGGCUGUAUUACUGCCACUUUUAGUGAGUUUGGUACACAUCCGGAGGAUAGAGAGACGUUUAUUAUGUUCAACAUAGGAGGGCCAAGCACAGGAAGCAGCUCUUUCAGUAGUUUAGUUGGAAUAGGGUCCAGUAUGCAGCUUGAAGGUUUAGAGGCCAUGAUUAUUUUCAUCAUUUUGUCAAGAGAUAUAGUACUAAAACACUUGAGUACAACAACAUUACAACAACAUUAUUUGAAGGUUUCAUCAUUAUAAAUGCAUUUAACCAGCAUACACACACCAAUAAAUACAUUUACGCUAGCUCUCUUUUGUCUCAACACUUUCGGUACAAAAUACCUCAGGUUAAAAUUCAUCUAUGAACAUCUAUAGGGAACAGCCCAUAAGUACCAUGACAUGCAUUAUGCAUGUCAUUUCUCUCAUAGCUAUGGUGUUUCACUAACAACGACUGUGUACUGCACGCUGAGGAAUAAACUGGCCCCAUCAGGAAAUAAUCAGGGAUGGAGGGAAGGAAUUACAGGGAUAGAGGUAGAUGAGGAAUGCAUUUAUCAGCAGGUAAGAGAGCUGGAGGGAGGGUAAAAGGAAAGGGGGAGUGUGGGAAUUGAGGAGAGAUGGAUGAAGCUGAGAGAAGAGAGGAGGAGGAUAGAAGGAGUACAAAUAUUUGAUCUGGUCUGUGCUCAUGGGUGCUUUGUGAAGUAAUACUACUACAAUAUGUUACUACAACACUCUCUACAAACAUGUGAAGUUGAGUGUGUGUGUGUGGGUGUGUGUGUGUGUGUGUCUGUUUCUGGAGGGAGGGCCCUGGUGGUCAAAAGUAGUGCACUAUAUAAGGAAUAGGGUGCCAUUUGGCAUGCAAGCUCAGUAGACGGAGGGCUGGGGCUGUAGACUAAUGAGGCUGAAAAUAGAGAAUGAGAACCAGUCAAUAGAGAAUGAGAGCCAGUGGGUGACGACCCGUCAGAGUGUGUGUGUCUGUAUCAGUGUGUGUAUGUCUUGUGUAAUAAAUCCCAUCUACAAUUCAAUCCAAUUACACAUUACGAUAUGUAUUUCUAUUGAAAGUAUCUGGUGUUCUAAAAAACAAAUCCUAAAAUAUAGGGGUAAUGUGUAUGAAUGUCCCCUCCUCACUGUAACGUCCAUCCCGGUCACUCUAACCUGGCUCCUCCCUCUGUUCUGUUUGAACUAGCGUGACCACACAGAUAACAGGAUCACUAUCAGCUGUCUGUCAGGGAGAGAAAGGGAAAAAAAUUGACUAAAUGAAAAUGUACUACAAGUGUAAUUUUGCCCUGUCACAUUUAUUGAGGAUCCAGAGAGAGAGAGAGAGAGAAAGGAAGAGAGAGUCUCACAACUUCUUGGCACAUUGUGAGAAAACAAACAUGGCGAGGCAGGGCGUGGGUCGUCUCUCUCAUUCCGUCUGUUUGGUAUUGACAUGUCUGUCCCUGGCUCUCCACCUCAUCCUGGCCCUCUUCUGUCUCUCCGUCCUGCAAACAUCCUGCGUUAUCCCCCCCCCCUCCUCCUGUUCCUCCUCUUUUCCUGGAACUAUUCCCCAUGGAAAACAGGGGAGAUCUCACCCCCUUUCCUCACAAAGCAGCUCACACAAAUUACCAGUUAGUCGCAUGAAUGGAGACUUUACCAAAAUGGCCGCCCACAUAGACCACAAGGUGGAGGCCUCAGUCAACAUUGUCAAUGAGAAGGAGAAGGACAAAAAGCUGAUUCAAACCAAAAUGGCCACCAAAGUGAGCCAACGGGUCAGCAGUCGCUCCAAGCUGGAGGCCCUCUUCAGCCACCCGCUGUACAACCUGCCGCGCAAACAUCUGCUGGAAGACGAUUGGCUGCUGAAGUUGAAGCCAAAGAACAAGGGAGGGGACAGUGAAGAGGAAGAUGAGGAGGAGGACAGUGACAAAAGCAGUGAAGAUAGUGAGUGGCAGAGUGACAGCGAGGAGGAUGGCUAUGACCGAGCUAAUUGGACGAGAAGUGCGGACACCCACCCUGCCUGGCUGAGGUACCACCUUGGGAUCUCUCGCUGGGAGCUGUAUGACAGAAAUGACCCUAGCGUUGCCGAGGUGACUCAACAGAUGGCCACACAACGCAUCCUCAGCGCAGUGCAGAAGAGUGGGGGUACCCAGCUCAAGCUGAUCAUGUCAUUCCCCAACUACGGACAGGCCCUCCUCAAACCCAUGAGGCAGGAGAGAGAUGCAGAGACAGACUUCAACCUGUUCUACUUCUCUGACUUUGAGAGACACAACGCAGAGAUUGCUGCCUUCCACCUAGACAGGGUGCUAGGUUUCUGUAGAAUCCCUCCAGUGGUAGGUAGACUCAUCAACAUAACCACGGAGAUCAGAGCUAUCACCACAGACCACAAACUAUCCAGAACCUUCUUCACCUCUCCUGUGGGUAAUUUGUGUUUCCACGGCCAGUGUGAAUACUACUGCUCCACAGAGAACCCAGUGUGUGGUCGACCCCAGGUCUUGGAGGUGUCCCUGGCCUCCAUGCUGCCUGACCUCUCCCUGGCCCCCAGACGCUCCUGGAGGUCCCCUUGGAGACGCUCCUACAGCCGCACCAAACUGGCACCAUGGGAGAAGAACCCAGAUUACUGUGACACCGUGAAACAGACUCCUCCAUACAGCCAAGGCACCAGACUGGUGGAUCUAAUUGACAUGGUCGUUCUGGACUUCCUCAUGAGUAAUAUGGACAGACAUCACUACGAGACUUUUGAGAAGUUUGGGAAUGACACUUUCCUGCUGCACCUAGACAACGGGAGGGCGUUUGGGCGUCAUUCUGUGGAUGAACCCUCCAUAUUGGUGCCCUUACAACAGUGUUGCAGGAUCCGUCGUUCCACUCUCAUGCGUCUGCGUCUCCUGUCCCUCCCGGGCUUCCGUCUGAGUGAUGUCAUGAGGGAGUCUCUAUCCCAGGAUCCACUGGAGAGUGUGGCCCCCCUCCUCUCUGUACAACACCUCUCCGUGCUGGACCGUCGUCUGAAAACCAUCCUGCAGGCUGUACACACCUGUCUGGAGCACCAUGAUGACGUUAUCUAUGAUGACCUAGAGGGAUAUGAUGUUAACUUAUACCGGCACUAGACAAUAAUUAAGACUGAACAUCCAUUUACAAAACCAUCACUGCAAGAUGUCUAUCAUUGGAUUCAGCUGUGGUUGAUGAUAAGAUGAUUGUAUUUAUCAAUCAAUCAGUUCAUUAUUUGUGUACAUGCAUGGCACAUUUGAACUGCGUGUGCUGCCUUAUGAAAUAAAAGAAUGCUAAAGUGUUGUAGCAUUACCAGG
Salvelinus fontinalis (brook trout) is the source of this 4447-nucleotide messenger RNA. RefSeq names its product extracellular serine/threonine protein kinase FAM20C-like. Gene Ontology annotation, molecular function: phosphotransferase activity, alcohol group as acceptor. Gene Ontology annotation, cellular component: Golgi apparatus. Lineage: Eukaryota; Metazoa; Chordata; Actinopteri; Salmoniformes; Salmonidae. Gene Ontology annotation, biological process: protein phosphorylation. The transcript is spliced from 11 exons. The coding region runs from base 2429 to 4249 and encodes 606 amino acids. The record is from RefSeq and is a predicted model, not a curated record.